Echinops telfairi (small Madagascar hedgehog) is the source of this 1874-nucleotide messenger RNA. RefSeq names its product metal transporter CNNM2. Gene Ontology annotation, molecular function: magnesium ion transmembrane transporter activity. Bases 126 to 1874 code for a protein of 582 amino acids. Gene Ontology annotation, cellular component: plasma membrane. NCBI's taxonomy places the organism in Eukaryota, Metazoa, Chordata, Mammalia, Afrosoricida, Tenrecidae. The record is from RefSeq and is a predicted model, not a curated record. Gene Ontology annotation, biological process: transport; magnesium ion homeostasis. The transcript has a single exon.
UCAGUCAGGGAGGUGGACCGCUGAGCACUGGGCGCGACGCUCCGUUGCAGCUUCGCCCAGGGCCCGGUGCUUGCCCUCGUGCCGCCGGGUGGGAAGGAUGAAGCCGCAGCUGGAGCAGCCAGCCCAUGAUUGGCUGUGGCGCUUGUGAACCCGAAGUAAAGAUGGCGGGCGGGCAGGCAGCCGCCGCACUGCCCACUAGGAAGAUGGCGGCACGCCGCAGCCUCCGCGCCCGCGGCCGGGGGGUCCUGCAGGCAGCGGCGGGGCGGCUGCUGCCGCUGCUGCUGCUGAGCUGCUGCUGCAGCGCGGGCGGCUGCGCGGCGGCGAGCGAGAGCGAGGAGACGGUGAUCAUCGGGUUGCGGCUGGAGGACACGAACGACGUGUCGUUCAUGGAAGGGGGGGCGCUGCGGGUGAGCGAGCGGACCCGGGUCAAGCUGCGGGUGUACGGGCAGAACAUCAACAACGAGACGUGGUCCCGCAUCGCCUUCACGGAGCACGAGCGGCAGCCCCACAGCCCCGGCGAGCGCGGGCUGGGUGGCCCCGCGCCGCCGGAGCCGGACAGCGGCCCCCAGCGCUGCGGCAUCCGCACCUCAGACAUCAUCAUCUUGCCACACAUCAUCCUCAACCGCCGCACCUCGGGCAUCAUCGAGAUCGAGAUCAAGCCGCUGCGCAAGAUGGAGAAGAGCAAGUCCUAUUACCUGUGCACAUCGCUCUCCACGCCCGCCCUGGGCGCCGGCGGCCCGGGCUCCGCCGGGGGCGCCGUCGGGGGCAAGGGGGGCUCCGGGGUGGCCGGGCUCCCGCCGCCCCCGUGGGCCGAGACCACCUGGAUUUACCACGACGGCGAGGACACGAAGAUGAUCGUGGGCGAGGAGAAGAAGUUCCUGCUGCCCUUUUGGCUGCAGGUGAUCUUCAUCUCGCUGCUGCUGUGCCUGUCGGGCAUGUUCAGCGGCCUCAACCUGGGGCUCAUGGCGCUGGACCCGAUGGAGCUGCGCAUCGUGCAGAACUGCGGCACGGAGAAGGAGAAGAAUUACGCCAAGCGCAUCGAGCCCGUGCGCAGGCAGGGCAACUACCUGCUGUGCUCGCUGCUGCUGGGCAACGUGCUGGUCAACACCACGCUCACCAUCCUGCUCGACGACAUCGCCGGCUCCGGCCUCGUGGCGGUGGUGGUCUCCACCAUCGGCAUCGUCAUCUUCGGGGAGAUCGUGCCCCAGGCCAUCUGUUCGCGGCACGGCCUGGCCGUGGGCGCCAACACCAUCUUCCUCACCAAGUUUUUCAUGAUGAUGACCUUCCCCGCCUCCUACCCGGUCAGCAAGCUGCUGGACUGCGUCCUGGGCCAGGAGAUCGGCACCGUCUACAACCGGGAGAAGCUGCUGGAGAUGCUCCGGGUCACCGACCCCUACAACGACCUGGUCAAGGAGGAGCUGAACAUCAUCCAAGGAGCGCUGGAGCUGCGCACCAAGACGGUGGAGGACGUGAUGACCCCGCUCCGGGACUGCUUCAUGAUCACCGGCGAGGCCAUCCUGGACUUCAACACCAUGUCGGAGAUCAUGGAGAGCGGCUACACGCGCAUUCCCGUCUUCGAGGGCGAGCGCUCCAACAUCGUGGACCUCCUCUUCGUCAAAGACUUGGCCUUUGUGGAUCCGGACGACUGUACCCCCCUGAAAACCAUCACCAAAUUUUAUAACCACCCCUUGCACUUUGUUUUCAACGACACCAAGUUGGACGCUAUGCUGGAAGAGUUUAAGAAAGGUGGGAGAUUUUCGUUUCUCGCAUUGGCUUGCUUUUUCUUUUUCCCGCUUGCUCCCUACAGGAGCCCUCCACCCCUCCGACCAACCCCCCAAGGCGAGUUGACCGGAAUUUCUCCUUGGCUCUCUUAA